Messenger RNA from Bradysia coprophila, 2158 nucleotides. RefSeq names its product transient receptor potential cation channel protein painless-like. NCBI's taxonomy places the organism in Eukaryota, Metazoa, Arthropoda, Insecta, Diptera, Sciaridae. The record is from RefSeq and is a predicted model, not a curated record.
CAGUUAUUCGAUCCGGUUAUUCAAAAAGCUUGAUGCCAAAUUGAAAAACGAUGCGAUGUCAACAUUUUAUGUCGUAGAUUUAGUGAUAGUUUUGAUAACCAAGUGAGAAGAUGGUUUUUGAAACCGAAAGAUUUGAGUCCAUUCUGAUUGAGUGUAUUGAGUCGAGAAAUGAGCACCAAUUUCAGUACAUCCUAGACGAGCUGAUAUUGAAUCCGAAUAAACGGCUGAAAUGUUUUGACGGGCUUUCAACGUUCGAAAAAGUUCUGACAAUACCGAAUUCGAGGAAACUCAUCGAGCUAUGCGUUUGCAAUGGAUGCGAUUUUUACAAGAAAAAUCCUGAUGGAAUAUAUCCACUUCGCCAUGCCAUUGGUUCACACAGCGCUGACAACCUAAUCGCAAUAUUGAAGCAAUCCGAUGAAUCUUCGAAACCAUUGUGCGACGAUCAUUUUGUGGCGACCCAAUAUUCAGCGAUCAUAAAUGAAAAAUCGGAUGGAGGAAACAACUACCUCCACCUGUUGGGUAACAACAUAACAGCUGACAAUUACGAAGAACUUUCGAAAAUGAUUAUGGCCAUGCUAGUGAACGGAUGCAACGUGAAUCUACCGAAUGAACAACUAGAAACGCCGUUUUAUUUGCUGUUGAAGAAUCCGGUCGUGGAAAAGAGUUUGUUAAAGUUCAUCAUCGACAAAGUACGAAUUGACUAUUAUACGCACAACAGCAAAGAAAUCCAAAUAUUGAUGGAGGAACGAGGAUUGGCAGCCCGAAUGGGUAAGAAAACGGAUUAUACUGUUGACACGAACUACAUGGUCCAGCAUCUUGACGACUGGAAUGAGACACAAUUGGUCGAUAAUCUUGAACGUUGUAAAUGGGACACGAAGGACCGCGACGAUGGUAUCAUGGAACUAUUAGAAGCAGCAAUCGUUAAGAAUUUACCCGAAACGGUUGCCAUUUUAAUGGAUCUUGGUCCGGACGUUAAUGGAAUUUCAAAAAAUAGCAAAUUCAAAAUGACACCGGCAUUUUUGGCCUGUACGGUCGGGCACUAUCAAGUCCUGAAGGUCCUACUUAGCAACAAGAAUCUGUCAUUUCAGUCGAUGAGUCUUCAAAGGAAUCUGUUGCAUCAAAUAUUUUCUUCCGAAACCAUUGAUCCAGUCGAUCGCCAGAAAACCUUCGACUUAAUUAUCGCAGAUCGACGAUGCACAUUAAAUGUGAUUAAUCAGUCCGAUUCUGAAAAUCGGGUGCCUCUGCUUUUCGCCUGCCAGCAUGAAUGCGAUGACAUUGUGAAGGAGCUACUGAGUCGUGGAGCAUAUAUCGGCUAUAAGCCGGUGUUGAAUUACAUCAAAAAGGAAACCCUGGAAGAAUUCCUGGAUGAAUGUGUGAAGUGCUCCGGUGUAAUCAAUGACAGAGACUGUGAAAUUUACAUAGACUACAAAUUCUUGAUGCCUCCGCAGAGAAAUAUGCCAGAGAUCACGCCGGCUCAUUUGAUUUGUGCAAAGUCAAAAUUAAAGGAACUCAUCUUACAUCCAGUUAUUGCUUCAUUUGUUCUACUCAAGUGGCGGAGAAUCGAUUUCAUUGUUUACUUCAACCUUCUGGUCUAUGUCGGUUUCAUGAUAUUCUUGUGCUGCAUCAACGUGAGCUUUUACAAUGUGUUCAGUGAAUUCCUCCUCUAUGAACAUUGCCAAAUGAAAUAUGAAGAUCACGGCAGACUGUUUACAGUGAAGCGAAAUGAGUAUAACUUUACACCUAGUGUGACUGACAAAGAUGCGAACGAGGUCAGUUACUUUCUUUUCCAAAAUCGCCACAUAAUUCAGAAAACAUACAAAGACUAUUCUCCUUUUUUGUUCUCAUCGGAAAUGUGAGAACACAAUAUUUAAGUCUUGCUUUCAAACACGCUUGAGUAAUCAUGAUUCUAUUAAUGGGGGCUCAGACCAUUCAUCUCUUUUCAAAAGUGUCCGCUUUUUCAUUGUCCUUGCACAUGGCAAUACUGAACAAAGUGUGUCGAACAUUCCUGAAAACCCUUGUUCCGUACCUGAUUAUUAUUUCGGCUUUCGGAAUGAGCUUUUUUGCUUUGAAUCAUGUUCAGGCAUACGGCGAACAUGACAGACGAGAGGGAUUUUCAGAUACUUCAUUAUAAAAGAUUUCCACUAUUAUGUUGCAGAUA